UGUUUUCAAGUCAGCAAAUAUUUAUUGAGCAUCUACUGUGUACAAGAUGAACAUCUGCAACAAGCCCUCCAACAAGACAGCCCCUGAGAAGAGCGUGUGGACGGCACCUGCGCCGGCCAGCGGCCCCUCCCCGGAGCUGCAGGGCCAGCGGUCCCGAAGGAACGGGUGGAGUUGGCCCCCUCACCCACUCCAGAUUGUGGCCUGGCUGCUGUACCUCUUCUUUGCUGUCAUCGGCUUCGGGGUCCUCGUGCCCCUCCUGCCUCACCACUGGGUGCCUGCUGGCUACGCUUGUAUGGGUGCCAUCUUCGCCGGCCACCUCGUGGUGCACCUGACGGCUGUCUCCAUCGACCCAGCAGAUGCCAACGUGCGGGACAAGAGCUACACAGGCCCCCUGCCCAUUUUCAACCGUAGCAAGCAUGCUCACGUCAUUGAAGACCUGCACUGCAACCUGUGUGACGUGGACGUGAGCGCUCGCUCCAAGCACUGCAGCGCCUGCAACAAGUGUGUGUGCGGCUUUGACCACCAUUGCAAGUGGCUCAACAACUGCGUGGGCGAGAGGAACUACCGGCUCUUUCUCCACAGUGUGGCGUCGGCCUUGCUGGGCGUCCUGCUCCUCGUGCUGGUGGCCACCUAUGUCUUUGUGGAGUUCUUUGUCAACCCCAUGCGGCUGCGCACCAACCGCCACUAUGAAGUCCUGAAGAAUCACACGGAUGUGUGGUUUGUGUUCCUGCCCGCGGCCCCAGUGGAGACCCAGGCUCCGGCAAUCCUGGCCCUGGCUGCCCUCCUCAUCCUCCUGGGCCUGCUCUCCACAGCCCUGCUUGGCCACCUGCUUUGCUUCCACAUCUAUCUCAUGUGGCACAAGCUCACCACCUAUGAGUACAUCGUGCAGCACCGUCCACCACAGGAGGCCAAGGAGGCCCACAAGGAGCUGGAGUCGUGUCCCCGCAAGAUGCGGUCCAUACAGGAGAUGGAGUUUUACGUGCGAAAUCUGAGCCAUGUGCGUCCGGAUCCCCCUGGGCAGGCCAGGCCUGCAGCGGUGAAUGUCGACUCCACCCAGUUCUUUGCCACCAGUGGCCACAGGGAGCCCGCACCUUCGUCCUCCCCAGAGGCCCUGGCGUUGCCACCCCGGAUCCGACCACAGAAAAAGAGAAAGCGGCGCGUGUAUAAAGUUCCGAUCUCUGGGACCCUGGACCUAGCACCUGCACGGCCUCGGUUGCCAGGCUCCCGGGCGUCGGGCCGCCGUUCCAGCUCCUCGUCGGAUUCCACAGGCGCCAGCCCAGUGCGCGCCGCGGGGCCCGCAGGCGCCUAUCACUCGGCCUCGGCCGAGUCCAUGGACGAGAUUCCGGUGGCGCAGACGCGCCUGGGCAGCGCCGCCCUGGCUGUGCCCGGGGCCCGGAGCCGCGAGCUGGGGCUGGGGCUGCCUGCACGAGCGCCCGCCGUCUUCGUGAGCCCGAGCAGCGGCGAGCCCGGGGCCCGGGGCGGCCUGGAGACCAGCGCGGCUUAG
Messenger RNA from Elephantulus edwardii (Cape elephant shrew), 1504 nucleotides. RefSeq names its product zinc finger, DHHC-type containing 1 (gene ZDHHC1). The record is from RefSeq and is a predicted model, not a curated record. Gene Ontology annotation, molecular function: protein-cysteine S-palmitoyltransferase activity. Gene Ontology annotation, cellular component: Golgi apparatus; endoplasmic reticulum. The transcript has 11 exons. Gene Ontology annotation, biological process: peptidyl-L-cysteine S-palmitoylation; protein targeting to membrane. NCBI's taxonomy places the organism in Eukaryota, Metazoa, Chordata, Mammalia, Macroscelidea, Macroscelididae. Bases 47 to 1504 code for a protein of 485 amino acids.